AUGGCGGGUGGAGGCAUCUCCAGGCCAAUGUCUCGACUUGGAUUUCCUUCAGCCCGGCCUCUCCGGGAGGAUGAAGAGGAGCAGCCAGCGAGUUGGGUUUUGAAUUUUGCUCGAGUUCUCGUUGAGUUACUGUGGCUGCUGUCGUUGACAGAGGACCUGACCCUGGACCCCGAUUCGGCAAACCACCUCCUCAUCCUCUCCGCGGACCUCAAGAGCGUGAGGAUGGGCUGCAGGAAGCAGGAGCUGCCCGACAACCCCAAGAGAUUCGACACCAACUCGCGGGUGCUGGCUACCACGGGCUUCGCGUCGGGAAGACACUACUGGGAGGUGGAGGUGGGGGCCUCGGACGGUUGGGCCUUCGGGGUGGCCAAGGAAUCCGUCAGGAGGAAAGGCCUGACUCAGUUUUCCCCCGAGGAAGGGAUCUGGGCGGUGCAGCAAAACGGGGGGCGCUACUGGGCGGUCACCUCGCCCCAACGCACCCCGCUGUGCCUCAGCCGGAAACUGAGCAAGGUCCGGGUCUACCUGGAUUACGAAGGGGAAGAAGUUUCCUUCUACGACGCCGACAACAUGCAGCACAUCUUCACCUUCAACGUCGCCUUCCGGGAGAAGGUUUUCCCCCUCUUUUCCGUUUGUUCCACCGUCACCUACAUCAAGCUCUGCCCCUGAGACUCCUCCCGGCCUUGGCCCGAGGGCCCGUCGGCCAAUCGCCAAUCGGCGGCACGGUUUGG
Athene cunicularia (burrowing owl) is the source of this 728-nucleotide messenger RNA. RefSeq names its product E3 ubiquitin-protein ligase TRIM7-like. Lineage: Eukaryota; Metazoa; Chordata; Aves; Strigiformes; Strigidae. Bases 1 to 666 code for a protein of 221 amino acids. Gene Ontology annotation, molecular function: protein binding. The record is from RefSeq and is a predicted model, not a curated record. The transcript has 2 exons.